Messenger RNA from Leucoraja erinaceus (little skate), 2522 nucleotides. It is a transcript of the gene rmi2, whose product is annotated as RecQ mediated genome instability 2. The transcript is spliced from 2 exons. Lineage: Eukaryota; Metazoa; Chordata; Chondrichthyes; Rajiformes; Rajidae. Gene Ontology annotation, cellular component: nuclear speck; cytosol. The coding region runs from base 64 to 501 and encodes 145 amino acids. The record is from RefSeq and is a predicted model, not a curated record. Gene Ontology annotation, biological process: maintenance of rDNA; DNA repair; regulation of sister chromatid segregation.
GGGCUGUUGCUGUGCGAUCUCAUUGGCGGAGGGACAAUUGGCGGGCUGGAGCUGGAGGCAGCAAUGGCGGGCGGUGGCGGGUGUCGGCUGCAGUCUCCGCCCAGCAAGGUGCUGUCCGAGCAGCUGCGAGCGGCCGCCACACGGACCGGGCUGCCGGCCGCUUGGCUGUUGCAUCGGGCCGGUGACAGCGACGGCGGCAGGGCCCCGCUGGACGUGAGCGUGGUGUGGAUGCAGGGGACGGUGCUGGAUGUGCGGCCCGAGCACAACACCAGCCUACAGCUCCUCGACGAGACGGGCACCUUCACCGUGGUCGGUGCGGGCGGCGUCCCGCAUGGCAGGCCCUGCACUAACCGAGGACCAGUCCCGUCCAUUUACCGCUGGAUUCCUGACCCUCCCCUGGGUGAAACGCGGGGACGGAUGGUUCCGGGGCGUGCUGAGCACCGCACACCGCAGCCGCUGCAACUUUUACAUCAGUGGAACCGCGCCCACCAAUCCAACUAACCUUUUGCCCAGUUCGUGGGAUUAUAUCAGUUCCGAUCUUUUGGAUUGUUAGGAUUGCUAGGAGCAUUAAAGUAAGUCUUUAUGUCACUGGCCAACAAUAAUAAACAGUCUAAAGAAGUCUAGAUGACGGAGAGAAAAAAAACGCCUGUGGGCGGAUGAUUUUGGGUCACGGGCCGGAUCCAGCCCCUGGGCCAUAGGUUGCUGACCCCUGCAAUAGAGGCUUUGAGACUGAUGUCAGGUUGCAAAAUCAUUGGUCACAUAUCAACGUGAGGCUAAUUUUUGCACAGGACCUUUCAGGACCCAGGAAUGUGCCAAAGCACUUUCCCCUGAGUACUUUUAAAGCAGAGUUAUAGAGAGUCAUGCAUUACGAAACAGAUCCUUAGGCCAACCAAGUCAAGCCACUUUGUACUUAUCCACAAUGGACCCAUUUACCUGGAUUCGGUCCAAAUCCUCCUAUUCCUUAUCAAUUCGAGUGUUGGUCUUGCUGUUUAUAGAAUGUUGUGAGGGUAGUUGACCCCAUCACCCCCUCAGGCAAUGUGUUACAAACUCCAAUCAUUCCCGGGGUGGGUGGGAGAGGGGAAAUCCAUUUAAACCUCCCAGCUCUAUGCUCUUAUUUAUUAGGCUUCUUCACCAAGGGGAAAAAUUAUUGUUAUCUACUCCCCUCAUCAUUUAUAUACCUCUUCAUUUGUUAGCCAACUCCACUCCGUGAAUGUAAACCAGCCUAUUCAAUUUCUCCUUAUGACUGAAAUGGUGAAUCUCCUCUACAUUGUUUCCAGCUCAUCACAUCCUUCCUCUAAUGUGACCAGAACUGCACGUAAUGCUCCAGGUGUGGUCUGACCAAUCUUUUAGAUCAUUUACUGUCUAUGCCCUAUUCUGAUUUGAUCUUGCUAAAUGCAUCACUUGGCACUUAAUCUGAAUCAUAGUUGGCAAAACCACAGCAACCAGUGAGUGCAGAAAUAAGUCACUGAAAUUAAUGGGUUUACAAUUGCUUUAAUGAUUUCCAGUAGUUUCAAACAAUUAACUAUGCUGUGAUUUGGGUAUGCUUUAUUGCUCCUUGAUGAAUUGAAAAAUUGAUGUAAAUUCAUUAUAGUGACAAGUGUGGAAACAGGCCCUUUGGCCAACCUGCCCAUGCCAACAAACAUGCCCCAUCUACACUAGUCCCACCUGCCUGCACUUGGCCCAUACCCCUCUAAACCUAUCCUAUCCAUGUACCUGUCCAAAUGUCUCUUAAACAUUGCGUUAGUACCUACCUCAACUAUCUCCUCCGGCAGCUUGUUCCAUACACCCACCACCCUUUGUGUAAAAUAAAGUUACCCCUCAGAUUCCCAUUAAAUCUUCAUCCCCUCACCUUAAACCAAUGUUCUCUUGUUCUUGAUUCUGCUAUUCUGGACAACAAUCGCUGUGUAUUAAUUAAUCUAUUCCUGUCAUGAUCUUGUGCACAUCUGUAAGAUCACCCCUCAUCCUCCUGUGCACCAAGGAGAAUAGUCCUAGCCUGCACAACCUCUCCCUAUAGCUCAGCCCCUCGAGUCCUGGCAACAUACUCUUCUGCACCCUUUCCAGCUUAACAACAUCUUACCUAUAACGUGACGAAAACUGACCACUGUGAAGGCAGGGCUAUAACUCCACUUCCACACAUUAAAGUCAUGUUUAUUCACCAACAGUUCUUGAGCUUUGUUCACUUUGUGACAGCUCGCAUUAUGUUACACCAUUUGAAACAUAAUUUACACUUAAUAUGUGCUGUAUCUGUACAUGUUAAAAUAUUAAACACAAGUUCUGUCAACAUUCCUAACCUGCUGAGUGUCAGAGAUUAUGGGGUGAAGGCAGAUGAAUGUGGUUCGGAGGGAGAGAUAGAUCAGCCAUGAUUGAAUGGCGGAGUAGACUUGAUGAGCCGACUGGCCUAAUCCUGCUUCUAUCCCUUAUGAACAUGGGUACAUCCGGCACUUUUUGAUUUUUCACUGUCUAGUAAUGUUCUUUGAGCGUCAGACUUGGGACUUUGAGACCCUUCAUUACUGAAAUAUUUU